Messenger RNA from Phodopus roborovskii (desert hamster), 1954 nucleotides. It is a transcript of the gene Ckap4, whose product is annotated as cytoskeleton associated protein 4. The transcript has 2 exons. Gene Ontology annotation, cellular component: rough endoplasmic reticulum. Bases 180 to 1910 code for a protein of 576 amino acids. NCBI's taxonomy places the organism in Eukaryota, Metazoa, Chordata, Mammalia, Rodentia, Cricetidae. The record is from RefSeq and is a predicted model, not a curated record.
GGCGGUGGAGCCAGGCCCCCUCCUCCUUCCGCGGCCGGCCUCUUUCCUCGCCGCCCCACGCUCCCGGCCGCUCCGACGCCGCCGCUCCCGCGUGCCGCCAGCGCAGUCCCCGCGGGAGCCCCGAGCCAGCGUCCCGGGCCGCUCGCCCCGCUCGCCCAUCCCGCCGCGCCGCCGCCGCCAUGCCCUCGGCCAAACAAAGGGGCUCCAAGGGCGGCCACAGCGCCGCGAUCCCCUCGGACAAGGGCGCCCACCCGUCGGGCGGCGCGGAUGACGUGGCCAAGAAGCCGCCGCCGGCGCCGCAGCAGCCGCAGCCGCCCGCGCCGCACCCGCAGCAGCAGCAGCAGCAGCACCCGCAGAAUCAGGCGCACCGGGGCGGCCACCGCGGCAGGUCCUCGGCCGCCACCGCCGCGUCCUCGGCGUCCUGCUCGCGCAGGCUUGGCCGGGUGCUCAACUUUCUCUUCUACCUCGCCCUGGUGGCGGCGGCCGCCUUCUCUGGCUGGUGUGUCCAUCACGCCCUGGAGGAGGUCCAGCAGGUCCGGCACGGCCACCAGGACUUCUCCCGUCAGAGGGACGAGCUGGGCCAGAGCCUGCAGGGCGUCGAGCAGAAGGUACAGUCCCUGCAGGCCACAUUUGGGACGUUCGAGUCCAUCCUGAGAAGCUCUCAGCAUAAACAGGACCUCACAGAGAAAGCUGUGAAGCAAGGGGAGAGCGAGAUCAACCGCAUCAGUGAAGUUCUGCAGAAGUUGCAGAACGAGAUCCUCAAAGACCUGUCGGAUGGGAUCCAUGUGGUGAAGGAUGCCCGAGAGCGGGACUUCACAUCCUUGGAGAACACGGUCGAGGAGCGCCUGACCGAGCUCACCAAGUCCAUCAACGACAACAUCGCCAUCUUCACCGACGUACAGAAGAGGAGCCAGAAGGAAAUAAAUGAUGUCAAGGUAAAGGUUGCCUCCCUGGAGGAGUCCAAGGGCGAUCGCAGCCAGGACCUGAAAGCUCUGGAGAAAGCCCUGAAGGAGGUGCAGGCCUCUGUGAAGUCCAGGGAGAGGGACAUCGAGGCCCUGCAGAGUUCCCUCCAGACCAUGGAGUCCGAUGUCUACACUGAGGUCCGGGAGCUGGUGAGCCUCAAGCAGGAGCAGCAGGCAUUCAAGCAGGCGGCGGACUCUGAGCGCCUGGCUUUGGAGGCCCUCACAGAGAAGCUUCUGCGCUCCGAGGAAUUCUCCUCUCGCCUCCCAGGGGACAUCAGGAGACUGGAGGAGGAGCUGCAGCAGCUGAAGGCUGAGGCCCGUGGGCCAGAGGAGGCCGUUGCCUUCAAAGACUCCAGACCCUUCGAUGAACUCCAGAGGCAGAUUGAGGGCCUUGGUGCCAGGCUCCAGUACGUAGAGGACGGAGUCUACUCCAUGCAGGUGGCUUCUGCGCGCCACACGGAGAGCCUGGAAUCGCUCCUGUCCAAGAGCCAGGAGUACGAGCAACGCCUGGCCGCGCUGCAGGAUCACCUGGAAAGCCUGGGGUCCUCCUCGGAGCUGGCCAGCACAGUGAGGAGCCUGGGCGAGGACCAGCUGACGCUGGCCAGCGACGUGAAGGAGCUGCGGCAGAGCAUGGACCAGCUCCCCAGCACUGUGCAGUCUCUGCAAGAAAGGGUGCACUCACUGCUUAGCCAGGACCACGCCCAGGCCACGCCUCCUCAGGACUUGGUGGACAGGCUCUCCUCCCUGGACAACCUGAAGUCCUCGGUGAGUCAAGUGGAGUCAGACUUGAAAAUGCUCAGGACUGCCGUGGACAGUUUGGUUGCCUACUCCGUCAAAAUCGAGGCGAACGAGAACAAUCUGGAGUCAGCCAAGGGCUUGCUGGAUGAUCUGAGGAACGACGUUGACAGGUUGUUUGUGAAAGUUGAAAAGAUUCAUGAGAAAAUAUAAAUGAACUGCUUGUGCAGGGCACAGAUUUAUAGUCCAGUUUCUUA